AUGCAAAAGAGAGUUUAUCCACCUUUGAAGAAUCAACCAGAAGCCCUUUCUAAAGAGAAUAGUUCAGUUGCUGUCAUUCCAACACCAAUGGGACCUCAAGACAAUGACUCGGUUGAAGUUGGACAUUUUAAGAAGGUUCACCGAUUGAGUAAUUCAAAUAUUGUGAAGAGUUUACCACAUUUUGAGAUGGAGAUGGGCGAAAUUGAAGCUGAAAGAAUAACAGAUAGUAUUCCUUCAUUGAGAAGGUCCAUGUCGAGGAAAAAUCAUAAUAAGAUUAUACCAGCUGCUGAUGAUAAUAUGGUUAAUUUGGUGGAUGAAAAUGCUUCCACGAGAGCAGAGGUGGAAACUGUGAGGUAA
This is a messenger RNA of Naegleria gruberi, 357 nucleotides long. RefSeq lists its product as uncharacterized. Lineage: Eukaryota; Heterolobosea; Eutetramitea; Acrasida; Naegleriidae. Bases 1 to 357 code for a protein of 118 amino acids. The record is from RefSeq and is a predicted model, not a curated record. The transcript has a single exon.